GCUUUUGACAUCUAUUUAACUUCAGAAAAAUCAGCUGAAAUUAAUGAUACUGAUCUUGAAAUCACAAUAGAGCACCUGGGUUAUCAAUAUGAAAUAAAUUGGUUGAAAAGCUUUAAAUAUGAUAACAAUGAUAAGAAUGAAGCUGAUGACUUUGAGCAACAUAAUCAAAACAGAAUUGAAUAUGACGAAGAAGAAAAGCAUAAUACUAUUACUAAAAAAAUGAAUAACAGAUCAUAUAAACCAAAAUUCAAUAACCUAAUCCUAGACUUAAUCAAUAGUUACUUUGAUGAAGAAUUACUAAAAAACUUUGAACCUGAUAGUUACAAAGAUAUUAAAUCUGAAAGUGGUAAUGAAACUGAUAAAAAAGUCUCUGGAAGAAAAAUAUGUGAAUCAGAACAUUGCAACCAAGAUGAAAGCAGAGCUGAAAUGAACAAAA
Messenger RNA from Racocetra fulgida, 436 nucleotides. The record is from the annotation of a GenBank genome assembly. Lineage: Eukaryota; Fungi; Glomeromycota; Glomeromycetes; Diversisporales; Gigasporaceae.